AUGUUAACAAAAUAUGCGUACGUGUCUAGUUGGCCGAUUUUGGAUCGAAAACUAGGAUCGGUGACGGCCGUGGCUAUUGACGGGGCCGGUAAUGUGGUCAUAUUUCAUCGCGGAUCGCACGUCUGGAGUUUGGAGACUUUCGACCAAAAAGAUGUGUAUCAAGAUGCAGCGGGUGGUCCAAUAGCCAAUCAUACGGUGCUAAAGUUUACCCACGAUACGGGCAGUUUGCUGCAGGAAUGGGGUGCCAACCUGUUCUACAUGCCUCACGGGCUAACGAUCGAUCACGAGCAGAACUACUGGCUAACGGAUGUGGCGCUGCAUCAGGUGUUCAAGUUCGACCUGAACCAUUCGACGACCGAACCCGUGCCUAACGCUCGGAACGCUUUCGAACCGGGCAACGAUAUGUACCACUACUGCAAACCGACAGCCGUUGCGGUGUUGAAGAGUGGCGAAUUCUUCGUCGCAGACGGCUACUGCAAUGGUCGUAUCGUGAAGUACUCGCCGGAAGGUUCCCCGAUCCUGUCCUGGGGACGUAAUUCGUUCGUACUGACACGCACCUUUGACCUCGGGCCCGGACCUGUGCCGGUGAAUUUCUUUGCCGUUCCGCACGCACUAACGGUCGUACCGGAUCGUGAUCUGCUGUGCGUGGCCGAUCGGGAACAGGGUCGUGUGCAGUGUUUCCACACCGGUAAUGCGACAUUCCAUUCCCAGUACAGCAGUCCCGAGAUGGGAAGUCGAUUGUUUAGCGUAAAGUACAUAUCAUCCGACGGUGGACUCCUGUACACCAUCAAUGGGCCGGAGCUUAACCUUGUGUUCAACUCGGUGGUGCCAGUAGGAGGCUUUAUACUGGAGAUGGACAGCGGAAAGGUGGUUGGCCGCUUUCAGCCGAAUAACCCACGGCAUGCGUUCAGUAAUCCACACGAGCUGGCCGUCCUGGACGAUGGAUCGGAAGUGUACGUGGCGGAGCUGAAUCCGCAGAUGGUGCACAAGUUCCGUCUAGUCUCAGCACCACGACCAUCGGCCACAACGCCUCGACCAACGGUUGCCCGCAACGAAGCACACUGAUCGUGACAAGCCUGCUGGUGAUACUGAUGGCGCGCGUUAUUUGCGUCCGGUCCGGACAGGGAGCUUCACGAACGGACGAGAUGCCGCUACGGAACAUGGCCGUAGAUGAGGGCUAGGAGACUAAGCAACAUUCCCCAAACUGCUUCACUACAAUUCCCUUCGGCGGAAGCAUUACCUACUGCAGCACACGAUCUGUGAUCUCUAGAGGAUGGACUUGACGGACGGAGGACUUAGACCAGAAACGAGGACUGUGCAACUAGACAUAAUUAACCGUGUAGAAAAGCAGCUUUGGCGCUUUGCUUUGCAGCUUCCUAAUUCCAGGGUAUUUAAUAUUAGCUAACAGUUGUUUAUUUAAAUGUAACAAAUGGACGACGGGCCUCGGUAGGCUGGCUCGGCAGGCUAA
Molecule: messenger RNA, 1468 nt
Organism: Anopheles stephensi (Asian malaria mosquito)
Lineage: Eukaryota; Metazoa; Arthropoda; Insecta; Diptera; Culicidae
Gene: Pal1
Product: peptidyl-alpha-hydroxyglycine alpha-amidating lyase 1
Biological process (GO): peptide metabolic process
Cellular component (GO): membrane; extracellular region
Molecular function (GO): protein binding; catalytic activity
Source: RefSeq, a predicted model, not a curated record